ACCCUCUGGAAACCGGGGGCGGGUUGGAAAGUUCAGCUUGUUUUGCGGUCGGCAUUUUACUGCAUGUGGCGGCUCAAAAGAAAAUAGCUACUGUUGAAGUUGCCUCCAAAAGAGUCGGAUGUGAUUGUGUCCUGACACCCUUUCAUUUUUCGGCGAAAUAUGGAUGAUUCAAUCCCGUCGAACAAAACCGAGUCUCUUUGCCGCGUUUGCGGCGACAAAGCUUCAGGAAAACACUACGGCGUGUCCAGUUGCGACGGCUGUCGGGGCUUUUUCAAACGCAGCAUACGACGCAUCUCCCUCUCUAGCAACUUGGAGUACGUGUGCAAGGAAAACGGCCGUUGCAUCGUCGACGUCACCCGAAGAAAUCAAUGCCAAGCGUGUCGCUUCAAAAAAUGUCUUCAAGUCAACAUGAAAAGAGACGCAGUCCAGCAUGAGCGAGCCCCACGGUCAACACAAUCAGGCCUUCACCAGUACCCCCUCAGUUUCGGAAGCCGCUUGAGGAGUCUCCACACUUCCGUCUUCUCAACUCUUCCCCUACACACCCCAACCCUUGACACCCCCGCAACUCUACCUGGACAUUACCUCCACCAAAACUAUCUCUACCCAGGAAUGUUGGGGUCGUUCCCGAAACCUAAUCUAGUCCCAGGACCCUUAGCAUUCUAUAACAAACCACCUCAUCCAGCAAUGUUAAAUCUCGCGUCCCGAACGAGCCUAAAAGACGACGAAGUCACAAGUUCGGAAGAGGCAAAAGAGCGGGAAAAAAGCCCAUCUGAGGAAACCCUGGACGAGAAAACUAACCUAGAGCUACCACUAAUGACCGAGUCUUGCAAACCAGUCCUAAGACCCUUGGACAUCCCCUGCCUCAGCCUAUUCCCGGCCGAAAACGUGUACGAAUCCGCCGCUAAACUCCUCUUUCUCGCCAUAAAAUGGGCCAAAAGCAUCCCCUCAUUCCUGCAAUUGUCCUACCGCGACCAGUCAAUCCUCCUUGAGGAGAGCUGGAGCGAGCUGUUCGUCCUGACAGCGGCCCAGUGGGCCUUCCCGGUCGAUGAAAUCAGCAAUGCCAUUGCUCCAACGUCCCGGCACGCAGCCCUUGAGGAGGAUGCGCGCCGUUUGAGGGAGAUUAUCACAAGAUUGACUCUUUUGCGGGUCGACCACACCGAACAUGCGUGUCUUAAAGCUUUGGUUCUUUUUAAGUCGGAAUGUCGCGGGUUGUGCGAGCCAAGUCAUGUCGAGCUAUUGCAAGAUCAGACGCAUGUCAUGCUGAAUGAGUACUGCAAUCAGAGGCAGACCAAAGGCAGGUUCGGGAAGUUGCUGCUUACCCUACCAGCGGUUCAGGCGGUUACGAGGAGAGGGUUGGAGGAGCUGAUUUUUCGGCAAACGGUCGGGGAUGUGGCAAUUGACAGGCUGUUGACCGAUUUGGCCAAAGCCACGCAUUAAGCGAGAUUUUGAAUCACUUGUAACUGUGUUAAUUGAAUAAAUUAUUGGAAAUUAUUGUGCAAGUUAUUACGUCUGUAUCUUCCACGAGGCGUGUUUUUGUGUAAUAUAUGUGUUUAAACAUUUUUUUUGCAUACAUCUAAUUCUAGACGUUGCAUUGAUAUUUUGCAAUUCAAUUCUGUAAUGUAGGUGACCUUGGGGAACAAGGGAAGUUAACAACAGUUAAUAAUUAGUUAAUAAUUUUCAAUUUUUAAAACCAAAAUGAGUGAGUUUUUGGAUACUAGUUUUAAAUAUUAUACAAUAAAUAAUCUUCUACUUCGUACUUCUCACAUUGCAUGUUGAGAAAGAGUCAAAAAACCUUGAUUUAAAGGAAAACGGCGGGAGUUGACCGUUCUAAUAACCGAUAUAAGCUAAACACUCGUUUAGAAAUAAUAGUAGAAGGAUAAAGAUUUAAGUGGCAGAUACGAGUUUUCAGUCGUCGAAAAUGAUGCAUUUAAAAAAUUUCGUUGUUUUGGUCGUUUGUCCCUUAUUCGUUUUUGCAAAAGUUGAAAUUCCUCCAGAUCUAGAAGCAGAAAUCGAUGAAUAUUUUGAACAAUGUUUUGAGCCAAAUGGAGUCACGAUGGAUGACAUUAAAGCGUAUAAAAUGGGCGACAAGGACCCGAAAAUAAUGUGCUUCAUGAGAUGUUUGUUCGUUAGCGGCAAAUGGAUGGACGAGAACGAAAAUAUGCAGUACGAUUAUAUAAAAGAGACAAUUCAUCAUGCGAUAAGACAUAUCACUAUACCAGAAUUGGAAAAUUGUGGAAAAGAAGCACAAACUGGGGACAAGUGUGAAAAGUCUUUCAACUUCUUCAUGUGUAUGAACAGAGCAGAACCAGAAGACUGGAUUCUAGACUACAAGUCCUAAUGGUAAAUUAAUGUAUGACGCCUGUAUUUAAUAAAAGAUAUGAUGUUAUGUAAUUUGAAGUAAUAGAAAAUAAUAAAGUAGGUACUAGCAGCAUAUGAAA
Messenger RNA from Tribolium castaneum (red flour beetle), 2438 nucleotides. RefSeq names its product odorant binding protein 26. Gene Ontology annotation, biological process: regulation of transcription by RNA polymerase II; cell differentiation; anatomical structure development. The record is from RefSeq and is a predicted model, not a curated record. Gene Ontology annotation, molecular function: RNA polymerase II cis-regulatory region sequence-specific DNA binding; zinc ion binding; nuclear steroid receptor activity. Gene Ontology annotation, cellular component: nucleus. The transcript has 13 exons. Bases 160 to 1437 code for a protein of 425 amino acids. Lineage: Eukaryota; Metazoa; Arthropoda; Insecta; Coleoptera; Tenebrionidae.